GAAACUCUAACCAAUUCGGAAUAAAUAAAAUAUUUAUUUUUAUAUGGGGAAUGCAAAAGGUAGAAACCUUAGUAGAUGUUGGUGGCUAUUAUAGAAGAGAUGAAAAUUUGAUGAUUAUAAUCAAUAUACUAUGAUUAAGGAUUAAAAUAAGGUAUAUGGAAAGAAUUAAUACAGAAUUAUUGGAGGUCUAUUAAAUUUAUUUAUUAAAUAGUGAAGCCUAGGCGUACGAUGCUGGAAAAUAUAAAAAUAAUUUGAGAAAAAGGAACAUGGAAAUACAUUUUUCAGGAUUAGGAGAUGUAUUGAAAAAUUUAAAGUAUUGAAU
Molecule: messenger RNA, 322 nt
Organism: Paramecium primaurelia
Lineage: Eukaryota; Ciliophora; Oligohymenophorea; Peniculida; Parameciidae
Source: the annotation of a GenBank genome assembly